AUGAAGGAGGCAACAGGUUCAGGUGGGUUCAUAGCGUCAGGAUUCUGGUAUUUCGUUGGAGUUUCCUUUGGAGUUCUGGUUAUCAUCACAGCCCUCACCAUUGUUUCCUACUUAUGCGCUCGCUCACGCAUUCCUAUUACUUUGCCUCUGUAUAGGAUUAAUGCUCUUGAUCAAUCCGUGGAUGAUGAUGUGCAGGGCAUAGAUGAGGCCACCAUUUUGAGCUACCCCAAGCUGCUAUUUUGUGAGGCCAGACACAGGGACUCAGAACAAUCCCACGCCGCCACGUGUUGCUCUAUAUGUUUGUCGGAUUAUAAAGACACUGAUGUGGUCAGGAUGCUACCUGAAUGUGGCCACCUCUUCCAUGUCCAAUGCAUAGACACUUGGCUUAGAAUGCAGCCCACCUGCCCUAAUUGCCGUACAUCUCCCUUCUCAACGCCUCCGGCUCAAGUGGUGUUUCCCUCCCCCGCCCACACGCCGUCUUAG
This is a messenger RNA of Neltuma alba, 483 nucleotides long. RefSeq names its product RING-H2 finger protein ATL70-like. Bases 1 to 483 code for a protein of 160 amino acids. Lineage: Eukaryota; Viridiplantae; Streptophyta; Magnoliopsida; Fabales; Fabaceae. The record is from RefSeq and is a predicted model, not a curated record. The transcript has a single exon.